AUGUCUGUUAAUGAAACCAUAAAAACUGCAAUUUGGGUCCAAAGUGGGGAGAUUAGAAUUGCUUUGUGUGUAGUUUUUUCAUUGCUUUAUCUUAUAUGGCAUAUAGGCACUUCAAUUGAUAACUCUGUGCUUGGCGGUAUUUAUACAUCAAUUAAGCCUUUGGGUGAUAGAGUGUUGGUGAAGCUCCAAACUUCUGAAGAAAAGACUGGUGGAGGAAUUUUACUUCCUACAACGGCUCAAACAAAGCCUAAAGGAAGUGAGGUGGUUGCAAUUGGAGAGGGUAAGACAGCUGGGAAUACGAAAGUGGACCUCAGUGUCAAGGAUGAUAAUCUGCCAAGUAUCGGCCCAUCUGGUGUGUGCUUUCCUGCUUCAUGA
Molecule: messenger RNA, 375 nt
Organism: Carya illinoinensis
Lineage: Eukaryota; Viridiplantae; Streptophyta; Magnoliopsida; Fagales; Juglandaceae
Product: 20 kDa chaperonin, chloroplastic-like
Exons: 3
Coding region: 1-375 (124 amino acids)
Cellular component (GO): mitochondrial matrix; chloroplast
Molecular function (GO): metal ion binding; protein-folding chaperone binding; protein folding chaperone
Source: RefSeq, a predicted model, not a curated record